This is a messenger RNA of Fomitopsis serialis, 339 nucleotides long. RefSeq names its product type 1 hydrophobin. Gene Ontology annotation, molecular function: structural constituent of cell wall. The record is from RefSeq and is a predicted model, not a curated record. Bases 1 to 339 code for a protein of 112 amino acids. The transcript is spliced from 3 exons. Lineage: Eukaryota; Fungi; Basidiomycota; Agaricomycetes; Polyporales; Fomitopsidaceae. Gene Ontology annotation, cellular component: fungal-type cell wall.
AUGUUCGCAAAGCUCCACUUCAUCCUCCCCUCCCUCGCGCUCUCCAGCGCCGUCCUCGCGAUCCCGCAAUCUAGCUCGAGCUCAAGCCAAUGCGACACGGGCCCUGUCCUGUGCUGCAACAGCGUCACGCCCGCGAACAGUGUCGACGCGUCGACGAGCGACCUCCUCGCCUCGCUCGGCAUCUACACCGACGACGCGCUCAACGGCAUCGCGACGGGGUGUUCGCCGCUCGUCGGCGGGGACGGCUGUGAAGCAACCCCAGUGUGCUGCAAGAACGACCAAUUCACCGGCGCGGUCCCGAUCAACUACGGCUGCGCGCCGUUCAACAUCAACAUUUAG